Molecule: messenger RNA, 775 nt
Organism: Chrysoperla carnea
Lineage: Eukaryota; Metazoa; Arthropoda; Insecta; Neuroptera; Chrysopidae
Product: ribosomal RNA processing protein 36 homolog
Exons: 4
Coding region: 76-765 (229 amino acids)
Biological process (GO): maturation of SSU-rRNA from tricistronic rRNA transcript (SSU-rRNA, 5.8S rRNA, LSU-rRNA)
Cellular component (GO): nucleolus; 90S preribosome
Source: RefSeq, a predicted model, not a curated record
AUGCUUAAAAAUGAACAAAAUCUAACCAUUAAUUAUUGUAAAUAUUUAAAAAUAUAGAAAUAAAUAUUGAUAAAAAUGGAACAAGAAGUCGAAGAAGAAGUUUCUGAAACACAACUGAAAAUACGUGAAGAAUUGUCGAAUAUGAGUUUUGAAGAUAUAUUAAAAUUGAAAGAAGAAUUAGGAUCAAAAGCGUAUAAUGAAAAGGUUUUCAAUAAAAGACCAAGAAAGAAUCAAUUUAAUAAUCAAUUUAAAAGAGAAAAUAAAAAUCGACCACGAGAAAUGAGUUCAAAAAUACCUACACCUAUGUUAAAUAUUUGUACUGACAAUAAGAGAAUUCAAAUUAGAGAUCCAAGAUUUGAUCCUCUUUGCGGUACAUACGACGCAAAAAAGUUUAAUAAUCAUUUUAAGUUUAUAAAUGAACUUAAAGAUAAUGAAUAUAAAACUUUGAAAAAAGAAUUAGAAGAAACGGAUGAUCCUGUUAAAAUUAAAAAAAUUAAAUUAGUCUUACAACGUAUGGAAAAUCAAGAACGAGAAAGACAAAAACAUAUAAAAGAAAAGGAAAUCGAUGAAGAAGAACGCACUGAACAAAUUAACGCACUCAAACAAGGGAAAAAGGCACAUUUUCGAUCAAAUGCUGAACGAAAACUGGCUUAUCAUGUUGAAAAAUAUAGAGAACUAAAAGAAAAGGGAAAACUUAAAAAAUACAUUCAAAAGAAACGUAAAUCAAAUAUCCGAAAAGAUUAUAAAAAUUUUAUUCCAACAUAAUUACAAUUUU